Didymosphaeria variabile is the source of this 2613-nucleotide messenger RNA. RefSeq lists its product as uncharacterized. The transcript is spliced from 5 exons. The record is from RefSeq and is a predicted model, not a curated record. Gene Ontology annotation, biological process: regulation of DNA-templated transcription; DNA-templated transcription. Lineage: Eukaryota; Fungi; Ascomycota; Dothideomycetes; Pleosporales; Didymosphaeriaceae. Bases 1 to 2613 code for a protein of 870 amino acids. Gene Ontology annotation, molecular function: DNA binding; zinc ion binding; DNA-binding transcription factor activity, RNA polymerase II-specific.
AUGGAGAUCCAUACCGCUGCGGAUGCGGCCAAAGUGGCAAUACCCCGGCAGCCACGCCCUGGCCCCCCAGAACCGCCCGACGAGCAGGAUGUGAGCCAACCAACGCCACGCGCGGGACGAGCAUGUCUCAGCUGCAGGAAGCGGAAAGUCAAAUGCUCUGGUGACACGCCACGCUGCGCUGGUUGCAUUGCAAACAAUCUCGAUUGUUUGUACGAUCAAGCGCGCCGGGACCGUCUGAAAUCAGCUACGAACAAGAAUAAGGAUCUUGUUCUGCUGCUGCGGGAACUCAGCCUACGACAAAACUUAGACCAGUCCGAUAAAGCCCGCAUCCAGGACGCGCUACAAGGAUACGAAGAUGACUCCUCGUCAACUGUCUCGGUCAGGACUUUGAAGAGAAGGAAGCUAUCAGUACCCGAAGAACUGGAGAAGGAGGACAACCAAUACUCGUCUAUUGCACAUCAUGCCCGCGCCGAGGAAGGACUGGCUCGUUUAGACGAGGACCUUCUGCGCAGCCGCAAAUCACGGUCAACCGGCUACGUGGGCCAGGGCGCGGGGGUUCACUGGUUACGCUCCCUGCAAGAUCAAGAAAAAACGGAGGGGCCUGAUCAACAAACUAUCUCGGAUACAAGCAAUGCGAUCACAACACUCGAGUAUGCUUCUCCACGGAAAACCAAACCAGCUAUUCCUGUCACAGAAGCCUCGUUCUAUCUUGAUUCCGACAGCAGCGAUUUGGAAAUGGAUGUCAACCCUUACGACCUACCUCCACAGGAGGUCACAGAGAAGCUUUUGGAGUGCUACAUGCGAACUGUUCACAAGUCAUUCCCUAUCCUGCCGCCCCAAUUCGAAGACCAAUUUCGGCGCUACUUCCAGGCCGUCAAUUCACAACGUCCGUUCUCCGUUCCGGACAAAUGGCUGGCGAUACUAAACAUAGUGUUCGCAAUAGGCGCGCGAUAUUCUCACUUGAUCAACGCGGAGUGGCAGGGGGAGGAUUGCGAUCACCUGGUAUAUAUGACGAGAACCGUUCGCUUGCUGGGUCCAUGGCCAUUCGCUGCUGCACCAGACUUGGCUUUGAUACAAGUGUCUGGCUUGUUGGCUUUCUACUAUCAGGUCAUUGGGCGUGUAAGCAGAGGCUGGGUGAUGAUCGGGAUAGCUAUCCGCUUAGCUCUGGCCCUGGGUCUCCAUUUGCGUAACGAGGAUCCGAAGACACCAGUCGGCAAGAAGGAGAUUACUUUGCGCACGUGGUGGAGCCUCCACGCGAUAGAGUGCCAACUUAGCGCCAUUACCGGGCGACCUUGUGUGCUCGGCCACGAAGAUUGUACUGUGUCGCUGCCGAUGACUUUUGCUGAAGAGGUAUCUACCUCGAAUAGUCCCGCAGGCUCUACUCCAUCGAUCCGAGAACAAGACAAGUCGGCCACGCCGGCCAGUAAUAGUAAUGCAGGAAAGAGCCGUCGACAAGCUCCGCGAUCGUAUCUAGACGCGCAUCUGAACAUCGGCCUUAUUACGCAAAAGCUCUUAGCUGCGCUAUAUUCUCCCCGUACUGCUCAGUACUCGUGGGCGUACGUUCAGAACACGAUCCCCAAUCUACUCCAAGAGCUGGACGACUGGAAACACGGCGCAUUGCCGGAUAAUGGUAGUCUCCACACACAAAUGUUCCCACCACCAGAGGGAUCGCGUGAAAGCCUCUUGCUUCGAUUCUACUACUUGAGUACCAAGAUACUGAUCACGCGACCAUGCCUUUGUCGCUCUGGACGCAAGAUACGCGAUCAGAGCGAUGUCUCCGCAACAUUCGACCAGCGGAUGGCACGAACUUGUGUGAGAGCUGCGCUUGCUCUGGCCGGCCUGCUGUCCAUUGAUUCAAGUCCUGAGAUCUUGUAUGAAAAUGGUCCCUGGUGGUCGAUCGUACACAACAUUAUGCAAGCGAUGGCAGUCUUGCUCUUAGAAUUGUCGUAUGAGCAGAACCACAUGCAAGGUAGCCAAGUCGAUGUCAAGAACAGCGUGAAGAGAUUGUUCCACUGGCUAAAUGCGAUGCGACACACUGACGCUGUUGUGGAACGAGCGCACAAAGUCAUCGUCAAGAUUAUACAGCAACAGAGGUUCCAGACGAUUUUCAGCGAGCUCUUGAUUGAUAACGAGCCAGCGCACAUUAAGAACGAGCAUGUCGCCCCGAGUUUUGGCCAUCCUCGACAAGAACCACCCACCUACCCUGACAGUGGACACGUCCCCCAACUCCAACCGAAUCAGUGGUAUGGUGGCUACGUCGCGUCCAAUAAUCGGCCCGGAAGUGGCAGCUUUAGUCAAGCGACCGCAGGUCCACAGCUGCUGGCAGGUUUAGAACGAUCACAAGCACAUCAGCAGCUUUUGCCGCAGAUGAACCAGCUUCAUUCCCAGCCAGAGCAGUAUCAGUAUCUUGAAGACCCUUACAGCAAUCAGUUCAUGUUUUCAAACCCAUUCAUAACCAGCUACGAUCAGGACGCACCAUUCGUGCUGACCUUGGACGACUUGUGGUCGAGAACUGAACCUUCAGGACACGGAGCCUUCGCCGAGCAACAGGGUGUAAAUUACCCAAACUACUCAUAUACGAUGGAUCACAAUCCGCAGGGUAGCUCUCGGUGA